Molecule: messenger RNA, 1094 nt
Organism: Triplophysa rosa
Lineage: Eukaryota; Metazoa; Chordata; Actinopteri; Cypriniformes; Nemacheilidae
Product: nuclear pore complex protein Nup160-like
Exons: 8
Coding region: 42-842 (266 amino acids)
Cellular component (GO): nuclear pore
Molecular function (GO): structural constituent of nuclear pore
Source: RefSeq, a predicted model, not a curated record
AGCGAGCAGGUGCAUCGCCGAAGAGAAACUAUGAUGGUGAAAUGUCUGGUGGUCCAGUAAAUCAGCAGAUUGACAUUUUGGAGCUGAAGGAUUUAGAGAGGGAGUAUAUUUUAGCUCGCAGUCGUCUGACUUUGGCCCAGCAGGACCCCUCCUCAGCAGCCAUUGCAGGAGGGGCAUCUUCAGCAGAGAUGGUGACUUUGCUGGUCCAAACGGGACUUUUUGACAUAGCUCUAAUGCUGUGUCAGACCUUUAACUUAUCUCUGACACCCGUUUUUGAGGGACUAACCUUUAAGUGUAUCAACCUACAGUAUAAAGGAGAUCAGGACCAGACUGAGGCGUGGAACUGGCUUGCGGCCAAUCAGCUGCCAUCCGUCAUCACUACCAAAGAAUGCAGUGCGACAGAUGAAGCUUGGCGACUUUUAGCCUAUUAUUUGGAGAAUCAUCCCUCACAAAAUGCGGAAUAUCAUCGCUGUGUUAUCAGCAAGCUACUGUCCCACAGUAUACCGCAGCCUGACUGGCUGGUUAAUGCUCACAAGGUCAUAGAUGCCGCAGCUCUCCUGCGUCUCUAUCUGAACUAUGACCAACUACAGUCAGCAUCUGAGCUUGUGCUGGAGUAUGUCGAUGCUAUGCUUGGGAAGGGAUAUCAGUAUUUUGGCAUAGAGCGACCGCUCUCGGCUACAGCGUCUCUGGUGUGGCUGCCCUACACAUCUAUUGAUCAGCUCUUAAGGAGUCUCAGUGAAAGUCAGAUCAAUGAAAAGAUGUACAAGAAUCUCAAAGAUAAACUAGCAGAUUAUCACAGGUUGGUGGAGCAGAGCAGCAGACACAAACUCAUGGCUCGUUGACCUCAGCUCAUCAUACAUGUACUCAGAAUGAGUCAUGUGUACAUGAAGUUCAUGUUUCUUGAUGGCAUGUAAAGCUGCUUUAUGCUUCCUGCUUAAAACAUUUACAAAAAUGUUUCAUUUGUUUGAUAUAUUUGUGUGAUACAGUGGAUUUUGUUUUCUAUAUAGAUACUCUUAAAAUCUUAACAUUUUGUAUACUCUUGCUUACAUGAGAUGUAAUUUACAUAUGAAAUAAAUAGUUGUUUAAUUGAGGUU